Messenger RNA from Capsicum annuum, 6842 nucleotides. RefSeq names its product type II inositol polyphosphate 5-phosphatase 15. Gene Ontology annotation, molecular function: phosphatase activity; protein binding. The transcript has 10 exons. NCBI's taxonomy places the organism in Eukaryota, Viridiplantae, Streptophyta, Magnoliopsida, Solanales, Solanaceae. The record is from RefSeq and is a predicted model, not a curated record. The coding region runs from base 2785 to 6072 and encodes 1095 amino acids. Gene Ontology annotation, biological process: phosphatidylinositol dephosphorylation.
UUAACGCACAUAAAAAUAUUCUUUUCCUUCUUUAGAUUAAAGAUGUUUAGAGAUCACUUUGAGAAUAAUAUUUUAGGAAGUGGGGGUGUGUGAGAAAAAUAUUGUGUAUUAUAUGGUGUAAUAAUUUCCAUAUAAUGAAUAUUUUUCUGGGAGGCCCGUGGUUUUUCUCCAAUCGGGAAGUUUUCUACGUUAAAUCUUUGUGUUGUUAUUCUCUUUAAUUUCUCUAUUAUUUUCUACUUGAAAGCAUUCCGGAAGGGGUGAAAAAAUAAUCUAUUUUUUCCCAACGUAUAUUUACUAUCAGGGGAGAAUUGAACUUCAAGAAAUAGUAAACGAUCUUAUCAAUACACAAAUAUACAACUCUCAUAAAUUUCACCAACUUGACGUUACUAAUGCAUAUUCAGACAGGUCCCACUAAUUUAUUUUUCAGAAAUGAAGUAGCACAAUUCAAUUCUACUUGACUAAGUCAUCCUUUUGUAAAGGAGAGAAUUUAUUUUGUCUAACUUCCAGUGUUAAUACUUUUCAUAUUAUUUUCGUUCAAAUUAAAAAGUGUAUUAAAAUUAUUAAAUUUCGUUAUUUUAAACACAACACACCUCAUAUAAUUAAUUAGCAAAACAAAAUUGCAAUUCAUUUUGAUGAUUGUUCUUAUUUGGAUAGCCACUUUGACCCAAUAUUGCAUUUUCCUUUGUCUGAUUGAAUGAUUUAAAUGAGCAAGGGUAGAUGAAUUGAAAUUUUAUUGAAGAGUAUAACAUCAUAACAAUAAUUGUGUUAAUUAAUUUAUUCAUUAAAUUGAUCUUAUUGAAAGUUGAAACAUAAUAACUCUAAAUAUAACACGUUCCACGUAGUAAUUUAGUGAUAUGCAAUUUUUAAUUCAUGAUAGAUUUCUUUUUUUUUUUUUUUUGCCGGCCUCUCAAUCUAUAUUUGAAAGUUAAUAAUGGAGUUUGACUUAAAAAUCAUAUUCUAAAAUUCAUCAUCUAUAAAUCAUUAUAUCCUCCGUGUUAUAUUAUCAUAUAAGUCUACGAUUUAAUGUAGAUAUUUGAUUAAAAAUCUAUUUUUAAAAUUCAUGAUAUAUAAAUUAUUAUAUUCUCCACGUCAUAGGAUUAUAAGUCCAUGACUCAAUAUAGAUAUUUGACUCUCGAAUCACUAUAUUAUUUGACGGUUAAGUAUAUUUACAUGUAUAUUCAUCUUCAUCAUGAUCACUAAAUUUCCAUUCCAUCAUUAAUCAUGAGUAAUAUGAUUUAGAUAAUUGAUAUUUUUAUUAUUUAUAGGUGAAGAAAGGUGUUUUAAUAAGAAUCAUCCCAUUUUUAUAUUAUUUAUAUUACUAGAAAAUAAAAAGAUUUGAGUCAAACACCAUUUAAUUUCCCUUAUUUUUCGAUGGUAUUCUUAUAUUUUAAAUAAACAAAAGUAAAAUUAGAGUUUGUUUAACAAGAGGAAAAAUAAAAGUAACAUAAGUAUUCUUUCCCCCCCAAAAAAAAAAGAAAAAAAAGUAGAAUCGGGGAUAAGAAAAACAUAUGUGCAUGUAUAUAUCAAAUUGUUAUCCAUAACUAUAUCUCUAGAAAUUUCAAUAAAGUUUUUAAUUAACAAAUAAUGGUCUUGCUUUCAAAUACCAUUCAACUUAGAAUCCAAUACCAAAUGAAUUUCCAAGAAUAGAAAAGAUAAGAUAUUAGAUAAUGUUUUUUCCAGAAGAAUUACAUGGAAAAUGACCAUUUCAUAAUAAUUCAAUUUUAAUUAUCGUUGGAAUUAGUCUUUAAAAGACAUGUGUUCUACGAGAAUAUCAUAAAGACUUCUUGUUACUCAAUUAUUAGCAGACAGAUGUCUUAUAGAAAACAAUUGAUUAAUGCCUAAUCGACACGCAGAAUAUUCGAAUUGAUUGAGCAGGUGAUUUCUCAAAUGACGGGAUUUCAAAUUUAAAUUUUUGUAUUUUUUUUUUAGUUGAGCUCAUCGUAUAAAUUUAUCUAAUACAAAAUCGGCUUUAAAUUUCUUUUUUAUAGUAUACUUUCAAAGUGAGGUUUGGAGAAGGUAGAUUGCAUGCAGAUUCUAUCUUUAUCUCACGAUAAAGUAGUUAUUUUUGAUUGAUUCUUAACCAACAAAAUAAUAUAAUAAUUGAAGUAUAAACAACAACAAAUAAUAACAGAAAUUAAAGAACAUGAAAUUAUCAGCCAAGUACAACUACGAGUAUGAAUGAAUAACAAGACAAUAUAUAAUACACUGCUACAUACUUCGUGUCCUCCACAACCUUUCAUUUGAACUCGUACUAAAAUUAUGUUAUGUAUUGCCUAAUCACCUCUUUUUAAUAUUUCUCCCAUCCAUUUCCACCUUUUCUCAAAUCAUUCGUAACCAACCUCCUACAGUUCCACACUAAGAUAAUUCAAACAUCUUCUCUUCACAUGUUCAAUCAAUUUCAAUCAUGCUUUUCGCAUUUUAUCUUCUAUCAAAAUUAUUUCACUUUAUAUCAAAUCUCUUAAAAACCCAUACAUCAAUCACAACCUCCUCAUUAAUAUUCUUAUUUCUUCAACUUUUAUUCUAAACGUAAAAUUUUGAACUGACCAACACCCCCACCUCAUAAAACAUACUAUACACCGUAAGAAAUUGCCUUUUGAGUUGUAUAAAAGAACAAAAAGAAUAAACAGAAGGCAAAGCAUAAUAAUGAAAUAAUAAUAUAGUUUUAAAAAAAAGGAUAAUACCAACAAAAAUUCAACGUUUUUUUCUGUAUAAUUCACCCCUCUAUCUUCGCUAUAAUGUCUAAAAUCCCCCAAAAUAUUCUCUAGAUUUUCGCAAAUUAUCCAAAUGGAGAAUUCUCGAAUCGCCGGAGAUGGCGGCGGAAGCGACGGCGACGGAGAUAUUCUAGCUUCUACUUCAAACACUUCCGAUCGCCGGAAUUUCCACUGUUACAGUGACAACAAAUUCGCCGGUUUCAACUCCGAUUCCGAUUCUGACUCCGGAGCCGGCAGAAAAUUCAGCUUCGAUGAAACUGAUCGAGCUCGAGCUCCAAAGUUAUUCGACCGAUUCUACGGCUCAUCAUCUUCCGAUGACGAAGAGUUCAGUUCAAAUUCAAGUCAAAAUGGCGUCGUUCGUAAACGCCUUGAUAAUAUGAUUCAAUUCCUCGACCGGAAAAUUUCAUCGGAAACGAAGUUAACAGGUACUUCUAAUGGUGAUAAUAAUAACGCUAAGAGUCAGUUUAUGAGUUUGCCUGAGUUCUGUGGUAAAGGUGGUGGUACCGGUAUUUUCAAGUUACCUGUACGUGCUGCGGUGCAUCCUGAUCGUCCUCCUUCACUGGAAUUACGGCCACAUCCGUUGAGAGAACGGGAAAUCGGGAAGUUUUUGAGGAAUUUGUUGUGUACGGAUGAUGGAUCUCAGUUAUGGGCCGGAUCAGAGUGUGGGAUUCGGGUAUGGAAUUUAUCGGAUAUGUAUGAAGCUGCUCGAGAACAUGAGGGGGAGGAGGAUGACUAUGAGGUGUAUUUCGAGGAUGCUCCACCUUUUAUGGAGUCUGUUAAGACUCCACCUACAUUGUGCCUUGUUGAAGAUGGUGGGAAUAGAGUGAUAUGGAGUGGACAUAAAGAUGGUAGAAUUAGGUGUUGGAAGAUGGAUACUGAAAGUAGUAGUAGUAGAGAGAAAAGUGCUUGUGGAAGAAAUGCUUUGAAGGAAGUGUUAUCGUGGCAGGCUCAUCGCGGUCCUGUUCUUUCAAUGAUCAUGACUUCAUAUGGCGAUUUGUGGGCUGGAUCUGAGGGUGGUUCCAUCAAGAUCUGGCCUUGGGAAGGAAUUGAGAAAUCGAUUUCUCUGGUGAAUGAGGAAAGGCACAUGGCUGCUUUGUCGAUAGAGAGGUCAUACGUGGAUCUAAGGAGCCAACUUAUGCAUAGUGGAACAGGCAAUUGCAUAUUUUCUAUUGAUGUCAAAUAUAUGCUGUCUGAUCGCUCUGGAGCAAAAGUUUGGACGGCUGGGUAUGUGUCAUUUGCACUUUGGGAUGCUCGGACGAGAGAGUUACUAAAAAUCUUUAACACAGAUGGCCAGGUUGAAAAUAUAUUAGCAGCACUAGAUCCUUUAACUGAAGAUGAAAUGAGGAUGAAAAUUGUGUCCAAUUCAAAAAAGGACAAAUCUCAAAGUUCUAUCGGCUUCUUUCAGCGUUCACGCAAUGCUAUUUUAGGAGCAGCUGAUGCUGUCCGUAGGGUUGCGGUGAAAGGAGGAUUUGGAGAAGAUAAUCGGAGAACUGAAGCAUUGAUCAUUACAGUUGAUGGAAUGAUAUGGAGUGGAUGUGCAAAUGGGUUACUUGUUCAAUGGGAUAGAAAUGGCAAUCGCUUGCAAGAUUUCCAGUACCAGACAUUCUCUGUUCAAUGCUUAUGCACAUAUGGGUCACGGAUUUGGGUAGGUUAUGCCAGUGGUUAUAUUCAGGUAUUGGAUCUUAGUGGUAAUCUACUUGGAGGAUGGAUAGCUCAUAAUAGCCCUGUAAUAGAUUUGUCUGUUGGUGGAGGUUACGUUUUCACGUUGGCUAAUCAUGGUGGUAUACGUGGUUGGAGUGUGAUAUCUCCUGCACCAGUGGAUAGUAUUCUGCGUUCGGAAUUAGCUAGCAAGGAAUUUUUGUAUACUAGGCUAGAGAAUUUUAAAAUAUUGGCUGGUACAUGGAAUGUUGGACAAGGAAGAGCUUCUCCUGAUUCACUUAUAUCAUGGUUAGGUUCUGCAGCAGCAGAUGUUGGCAUUGUUGUUGUUGGCUUGCAGGAGGUGGACAUGGGUGCUGGUUUUCUUGCAAUGUCUGCUGCUAAAGAAUCAAUGCAGGUAGGUCUUGAAGGAAGUACUGCUGGUCAAUGGUGGUUGGAAAUGAUUGGAAAAACCUUGGAUGAAGGAUCAACUUUCAUCCGUGUUGGCUUCAGGCAGUUGGCAGGCCUGGUUAUUUCUGUCUGGGUCAGAAGUAAAAUUAGUCGCUAUGUCGGUGAUGUUGAUGUUGCAGCUGUACCUUGUGGUUUCGGGCGUGCCAUUGGGAACAAGGGAGCAGUAGGAUUGAGGAUGAGAGUAUACGAUCGUACUGUGUGCUUUGUGAACUGUCACUUUGCUGCACAUUUAGAAGCUGUUGGUCGCCGGAAUGCUGAUUUUGACCAUGUGUAUCGAAGUAUGAUCUUUAGUCGGCCAUCAAACUUUCUCAAUGCUGCAGCUGGUAUGGUGCCAUACCUAUUCUCAGCUUGCUUGCUUGCCUGCUCUAUGUAUUUAACCUGGAUUGCUUAUGGUUCUUGGUUGCCAUUGGUCCUUUCUGUUGCAGCUGGUGUCUCAUCUGCUAUUCAAAUGCUUCGCAAUGCAAAUGGUGCGUUUAACUCUGCAGAAGCAACUCCAGAGCUCUCUGAGGCAGAUAUGGUUGUGUUUCUUGGUGACUUGAACUAUCGGCUUGAUGGCAUUUCUUAUGAUGAAGCAAGAGAUUUUAUUUCCCAAAGGAGCUUUGAUUGGCUGAGAGAGAGGGACCAGUUGCAUACAGAGAUGGGAGUUGGGAAUGUCUUCCAAGGAAUGCGUGAAGCAGUCAUCAGAUUUCCUCCAACAUACAAAUUUGAGAGACAUCAAAUUGGCUUAGCAGGGUAUGACUCUGGUGAAAAGAAGCGGAUUCCUGCCUGGUGUGACAGAAUUUUGUAUCGUGAUAGCCGUUCCACUUCAUCUGCCACAUGCAGCUUAGAUUGUCCUGUCGUCUCAUUAGUUCUGCAGUAUGAAGCUUGCAUGGACGUGACUGAUAGUGACCACAAGCCUGUAAGGUGCAUAUUCAAUGUGGAGAUUGCUCGAGUGGAUGAAUCAGUGAGAAGGCAAGAAUAUGGAGAAAUCAUUAGAUCAAAUGAGAAAGUUGUGCAUAUGCUUCGGGAACUUAAUAGAAUUCCAGAAGCAAUAGUCAGCACAAAUAACAUAAUCCUCCAGAACUCAGAUUCUUCCAUCUUGCGCAUUACAAAUAAGAGUGGGAAAAGCAAAGCUUUUUUUGAAAUAAUUUGUGAAGGCGAGUCCACUGUUAAAGAUGAUGGACAAGUGUUUGAUUAUCGUCCAAGAUGUUCUUUUGGUUUCCCUCGUUGGCUUGAGCUGGAAGUUUGGAAGUCGCAACCAGUUCAGUCAUUCUGAAGAUUUUCAUGAAACAUGAUUUUAGUAUUCACAUGCCUAUUCGGAACUCUGAACGUCAGAAGCUACCACAAAGAACUUGCAUAGCCUUUCUAUUUGUUGUUGUUACAGAAGACAAAAGUAUGGAAUGAAGAAAAUGUCGCACUGGAACAUUUUCUUUUAUCUAAAUGAGAAGACAAAAUCGGUAGUAAAUGAGUGAAAUGACUUAUUAAGAACUGUGGUUUACUGGUUUGGAUAUGGUUAGACCAACACCAAGUUCCAUUCGAGAAAGGGGUUAGGGUCCCAGUCUAGCUUCAAAAGCUGCUAUUUAAGUUGCACACACACUUCAUUUUUUCUGCCGAACCCUGCGGGAUUCGUGUGGGAUGCCGUCAAUAUACAUCGGAUACUUUGACCAGUGUCCAUGGACAUUUUUUUUUUGUGGGGACACGGGAAAUGGCGUACCUUCAAUAUUGUAGUCCUUUUGUCUCAAUAUUAUAUCCAUAGUAUACCUCUCAAAAUUUAGAAUAUCCUUGUAGCUCUAUUUUUAUAAUAUUGAAUUUUUUUAGCCAAAUCCCAGCACCAGUAUCUAUGCCUGGAUCUGUACCCCGAAUUUUUAAGUGCCGAAUCCGACCCUUGGAUCCGCACCUAUGUCGGAUGCUCGCCAAGUCUGGGCAACUUAAAUGAAUCGUAUUCUAGCAUGUUGUCCUUAAAUGAAGAGCUUAUUUACGGUUUCUCUUAAGCUAAACUUUUCACUAUAAACAUUGACUUUUAAGAAUCUUAUACAUUUGGGUUGA